Sparassis crispa is the source of this 1548-nucleotide messenger RNA. RefSeq lists its product as hypothetical. Lineage: Eukaryota; Fungi; Basidiomycota; Agaricomycetes; Polyporales; Sparassidaceae. The transcript is spliced from 3 exons. The record is from RefSeq and is a predicted model, not a curated record. Bases 1 to 1548 code for a protein of 515 amino acids.
AUGGCGUAUGCCACUGAAUCCGUCGAUUCGUGGCAGAAUGCACUCAUCGCGUACCAUUCAGAUACGAGCAAGAGUCCUCAGGCCACCUGGUCGUAUGCCACCAAUCCGGGAGCGACGUCCCCGCAAGGCGGACUAGCCAUGGUUGGUGGCUCGCCCGGGGCGGGGUUCUCGUUCAAAUUUACAGGCGUAGAAGUGUUGGUCAACGGCCCUGUGAAUGCGCCCAUAGGCGGUUGCUCUCCCCCAGUGUCAGUUUACAGCGUAGACGGUUCUGCGCCGGUCACUUUCACAGCGCCAAACGUGACUACUAAUAUUGACGACCUGGAGUUUUUCGACAGCGGGCACCUUGCGCUCGGAGAGCAUGUGCUCGUUACGAACAUCACACAGGCAUCUGCCGGGUGCUUAUACGCGCUGGAUUAUAUCACGUAUAUCGCACCACCGGGAGACGUGCUUCCUACAGCAUCGUCCACCGCCCCUGCGCCCUCGAGCUCAAGCUCUGCCACGCCGUCGUUAGCUGCUCCUGCACAACCAACAUCUCCGUCUCCGCAGUCUCCGUCUCCUCAGUCCCCAUCUCCCACACAGUCGUCCCCUUCCUCGCCGCAGCUAUCGUCCGCGGCACAUCAGUCUUCUUCGUUUUCUUCUUCACAGUCGUUAUAUUCAGGAUCGCAAUCUGCGUCAUCGUCACCAUCAUUAUCAUCCACCGUCUCUCAUUUAUCAUAUUCGUCUGGGAGGAAUACAACGGCGGCUGGUGGACCUACGGGUGCGUCGCCUCUCGAGACUGCAGCAAGUUCUCCAUCGUCCGCUGGCAUGGCGGGCGGCAUCACCCAUAAAUCGUCAACCCCGAUUGGGGCCAUUGUGGGCGGCGUUGUGGGCGGGAUCGCCGGGUUAACGGUCCUGCUCAUACUGCUCAUAUUGUGGUACCGACGCCGAAAUGCAUCGGACACUUUGCCGGAUCCUUAUGUUGAUCAGGGAGACAAUGAUAAAGGGUCUGUUCCAGCAGUUUCAGUUUACAAAAGUGAACUUCAUAUCCGGCAUGACCCUGAGUCGGGAAUGCGGAUGGUGGAAUCGAUGCCGAACGAGGGCUCAUCGUCGGUCGCACCGCAAAGCCUUGGUGAGACACGGAGCAGCGCGUCGCUCUUGCCUGGCACCUCAUCAUCAUCUGAAUAUCCACCUACUCCUGAUGCUGUCGAAGGAGCAGCGAACGCAGUUCAGCCCCUGCAGCAUACCACCACCUCCUCUCUGCCCGCGGCCUCCUCUUCUCCUUUAGUUUCACCGCUAACCGCCAUCACCUCACCUCCAAUAACGGAGAUCUCGGGACAGCGGUCUUCGUUAGUUCACGGCCGUUCGUUGGGUAUACCUCAAGAUGGCGUAGGCGCUUCAUCUUCAUCGCAAAUGCCCUUUGGGUCUCCAUCCUCAUCCUCAUCGCCCGCGCUCCGGCCACGAUCGCCCGAGCUCCAUAUGGAUUCGGGUAUGCGCUUCCCCCCACACUUUGUACCCUCAGAGGUGGACAUGAACCUCCUUGGCGCGCCGCCGAUGUAUACGCCGGAUUGA